This is a messenger RNA of Setaria italica (foxtail millet), 903 nucleotides long. Its product is annotated as mitochondrial fission 1 protein A. Gene Ontology annotation, biological process: mitochondrial fission; autophagy of mitochondrion; peroxisome fission. The transcript has 5 exons. Lineage: Eukaryota; Viridiplantae; Streptophyta; Magnoliopsida; Poales; Poaceae. Gene Ontology annotation, molecular function: protein binding. The record is from RefSeq and is a predicted model, not a curated record. Gene Ontology annotation, cellular component: mitochondrial outer membrane; peroxisomal membrane. The coding region runs from base 101 to 622 and encodes 173 amino acids.
CCGAAAACCCCGUAUAAAAGCUCGCACCGUCUUCCAACGGAUCAAACCACCCCUCGAAAAACCUCGGAAAAGGGAAGGAAAAAGAAGGGAGGGCCGCGGCAUGGACACGCACAUCGGCAAGUUCAUGGACUCGGUGGGCUCCAUCUUCCGCGGCGGCGACGUCCUCCCCUGGUGCGACAGCGACAUCAUCGCCGGUUUUGAGAGGGAGAUUGCUGACGCCACAAAUGAAGAACAGAAAAAUGAUAGCCUUAUGAGAUUCUCAUGGGCGCUUGUUCACUCUAGACAGCCUGAAGAUGUCAACCGGGGCAUCGCAAUGCUUCAAGCUUCAUUGGACAGGCCUAGCAGCCCGCUGCAAACAAGGGAGAAGCUCUAUUUGUUGGCUGUUGGACAUUACAGAACUGGGGAUUAUACAAGAAGCCGACAGCUUUUGGAAAGAUGCUUAGAGAUUCAACCUGACUGGAGGCAAGCCCUGACUUUGCAGCGGCUUGUUGAAGAAAAAACCAGAAGAGAUGGUAUGAUUGGCAUGGCUAUCAUCACUGGCGCCUUUGGACUUGUGGGGCUUGUUGCUGGUGGUAUAAUUGCUGCUGCCUCGUCCUCGUCAUCUUCAUCCAGGAAGAAAUGAGGAUCUCUUGUGUGAAGUGAUAAGAAAUCAAGAUGGGCAAAAACUUGAUGACAAGUCGGACAUCACUUUUGUGCUUCUUGUGAAGGGACGCUUUUUGGUAGUGUGAGACCAGCCUUGCAUUGUGUGUUCAAACGAGAGUUAUGUAUUGUUAAUAACAUGAUAGUUGUCAGUAGAGGGUGAGGCACUGUGAAUCGGAGUAUCGGAUUGUUGUACACUUGCUGCAGAACAUGCUGUCACCAUAUAAUAAGAGAAUUCAUAAUAACCUGAAGGAGAUUACUUCA